AUGACGGGCGAAAACCAAAUGAAACUAGACCACAAAGUCGGUUCUGCGACUGAAGCUGCCGCUCUUGCGGAUUCUCUAUCGGCUUCCGUCUCUAGGGCCCGCCGGGACGACAGCAUCACGCAAAUAGCUUCCAACAGCCACGAUCAUACAGUCUCGGAAAAGUCACCGCCGGCUCAGAACUUCAAUGCCGACUCCAACAAUCUGUCUGAGAAUGGAAAUAACAAUAAUAGUAAUGACGAUGACGCCGAUUCAACUGAUCCCAAGGACGAGCUGAGGUUAUCCAAGGUGAGGUGUAUUGCUCUUGUUGCAACUGUCACGGGUGCCUCAUUCCUCAAUCUCAUGGAUACAACUUCAUUCAAACAUUACUUCUCCCAGACACUCUCCGGCCAAAGCGUCGUCAUCAUUCUCCCUUCCAUUGGCAAAGCCCUUGACAUCCCCAACUCACGCCAGCAAUGGAUCGUAUCCUCCUACCUUCCAACCUUUGGCUGCUUCCUCCUCCUCUGGGGCCGCAUCGCCGACAUCUACGGCAAGAGGCUCAUCUUUAUCUUGGGCUCAACCUGGGUCACCAUCUGCUGUGCCGCCAACGCCUUUAUCCCUACCGAGAUUGCCUUUGACUUGUUCCGAGGCUUGCAUGGACUUGGAGCUGCUGCGAAUGUUCCAACCGCUCUUGGCAUCCUGGGCACGACAUUUCCUUCUGGAAAGGCCAAAAACUAUGCAUUUAGCGCCUACGCCGCUGGAGCACCCCUCGGCAGCGUCUUUGGCACUCUUCUCUCCGGUCUCAUCGCUCAAUGGGCCAGUUGGAAAUGGGUCUUUCGCACCCUCGCCAUCAUAGCCGGUAUGAUCUCUGUCGCUGGCAUCUUCUGCAUCCCUCCGUCUCCUCCGCCUCUCCGUCCUGCUCACGAAAGCCAUCGGGCCAAGACGGCAGCUAUCGACUGGAUCGGUGCUAUCCUAAUCACAUGCGGCUUGCUUGCUCUUAUGUUUGCGCUGAUAGAAGGUAACGUCGUCGGCUGGGGAACCCUCUGGAUUCCCGUCCUUAUCGUCGUGUCUCUCCUCACCAUUAUUGCCUUCUUCUUCUGGCAGCGUUACCUCGAGAAGAAGAUGACUCGCUCCCCAUUAGUUAAGGUCUCUAUCUUCAACCUGCACUUCACCUCCGUCAUGAUCAUCAUGGGUCUCUUCUCCGGUGCCUUCAACAACUACAUGAUCUACGCAACAUACUACUUCCAAGACUACCAGGGUCUCUCCCCGUUCCAAACUAUGCUUCGCUUCAUACCCACCGGUGUUGGCGGCAUCAUCAUCGCAUUUAUUGUAGCCCGCCUCCUCGACCGCGUUCCGACAUUUUUCAUCCUCGUAAUCGGACACCUUUGCGUCUCCAUCGCCGCGCUUCUCUACGCUGUUCCGAUCCCGCCCACGACGUCUUAUUUUGCUUGGGGCCUCCCUGCCAUGGUCCUCUCCGUCAUCGGUGCCGAUACCGCAUGGCCUUGUUUCACGCUCUUCACAUCGCACUCCCUCUCAGCCGAGGACCAAGCCGUUGGCGGGGCACUAAUCAAUGCCUCAGGCAUGUUUGGUCGCGCGAUCGCCCUUGCUAUUGCGACGGCGGUGCAGACUUCCGUCAUGGCCAAGGACCGAGGUGUUGAUGUCAUAGACGCUGGACCUGUAGAGGAGUGGGAUGCUCCGUCGCUGAAGGGCUUGCGCGCCGCGGGGUGGGUAAGCUUCGUCAUUGCCUGUAUGGCAUUGGCUCUCGUUGUGAUUGUAUUUAGGGGGAUGGAGAUUAUCGGAAAGGCGCCAGCCAGACCCGAGACAGCAGAAGGGGUUAUUAAUGACGGAGACACCGAAACAGGAGACAGGCGUGACUAG
This is a messenger RNA of Fusarium falciforme, 1854 nucleotides long. RefSeq names its product MFS domain-containing protein. Gene Ontology annotation, molecular function: transmembrane transporter activity. The transcript is spliced from 4 exons. The record is from RefSeq and is a predicted model, not a curated record. Lineage: Eukaryota; Fungi; Ascomycota; Sordariomycetes; Hypocreales; Nectriaceae. Gene Ontology annotation, cellular component: membrane. Gene Ontology annotation, biological process: transmembrane transport. Bases 1 to 1854 code for a protein of 617 amino acids.